This is a messenger RNA of Trifolium pratense (red clover), 2533 nucleotides long. RefSeq lists its product as uncharacterized. The transcript is spliced from 7 exons. Gene Ontology annotation, molecular function: protein binding. The record is from RefSeq and is a predicted model, not a curated record. Bases 300 to 2438 code for a protein of 712 amino acids. NCBI's taxonomy places the organism in Eukaryota, Viridiplantae, Streptophyta, Magnoliopsida, Fabales, Fabaceae.
GAACUAUUUUUUUCCACAUGUCUCCUUCCUCUCUCCUUCAUUUGUCACUAUUUUCUUUUGCUUUUUCUCUAUGUACCUUCAUAUUUAUUCCCUUUUGUUGUCUAUAUAAUUUCAACCAGGAACAAUAUAUAUUUCUUCAAGCUCAAUAUUUUCUCCUCACUCUUCCCUUAAUAUCCCUUUCAUUUAUGAUUUCAAUUUGAACAAGAAUCCGACCAUUAUACUAAGCAACUGAGGCAAGUGUAGUAGAAGAAAAAUUAAAAUAUUCUUUACGUAUUCCCAGAUAAUACAAUUAAAAAGGUAUGGACACAACAAUCAUUGAAGGAAGAUCCAUUUCAAAGCCACCAUAUUGGGAUGGUAAAACAAAUUUUGAUGAAUGGAAGGAACGUAUGAAGAUAUUCAUGAAAUCCGUUGACUUCAAAAUUUGGCUUGUGACUAAGAAUGGAUCAAAAAUUCCAACAAAAAUAAUAAAUGGUGUAGAGUUGGAGAAAUCUGAAGAUGAAUUCAAUGAAGAAGAUACGAAGAUCAUGGUACUAGAAGCAAAAGCUCAAAAUAUUUUAUGUUGUGCCUUAAAUCCAGAUGCUCUUAAAAGAAUUUCAAGUUGCCAGACGGCCAAAGAAAUGUGGGAGAAGCUAUGUAUCGACUUUGACAGUGUAGUGAGAACAUCGGAUAUCAAUUCUACACCUCAAGCAUCACGAGGACAGACGUCCAACUACAGAUGCCCUACCACUGACUUUUUAGAGGAAACAGGUGAUGAUCCAAAUAAAAGGUUUCUCAAACUUUGUGUUCCCCUCCACAAGCUAGCUCUAAAAGGAAAUUGGCCAGGAGCAAAACUCAUCUUAGACAAAGAAGAAAGACUAAAACAUGCAGCCAUAGCAAGAGGGUGGCCUACAGUGUUACAUAUAGCAGCAGGUGCAAAUCACAUUCACUUUGUGAAGGAGCUAUUUAAAAUACUUGAUGACAAUGAAAUUGAAUUGCAAGAUAUCAAGGGCAACACUGCUUUCUGUUUUGCUGCUGCAGCUGGAAACAUGGAAAUUGUUGACUUAAUGUGGAAAAGAAUCGAACAUUUACAUACAAAAAGAGGUGGAAAUGGAUAUACUCCUAUUCAGUUUGCUGCAUUGCAAGGUAGAUCCAAAAUGACUUGGCAUCUAUAUGACGACACCGAACAUUGUUUUACAGAUGAAGACCGGAAUUUAUUAUUCUUUGCUUGUAUCAGAACUGGCAUCUAUGACUUAGCCUUGAAAAUGGUAGGGGACAAUAAUGUACUAGCGUUUGCACGCGAUGAGAAUGAAGAGACAGCUUUGCAUGUAUUGGCUCAAAAUCAAACUCCUUUAGAUUCUGGUUGUCAGUGUCCAGACCUUGAUCAUAAUCACAUCAUGAUCAAUCCUGGAAUGAAAAAUCACAUGGCUUUUCAAUUGGUUAAAUUUCUUUGGACCACAAUUUUUAAGAAAUAUUAUGGAAAAAAUGAGUUAAAUGAAAUAAAAAAUCAUCCUUCUCAACUAAUAUUUGAUGCUGCAAAAGUUGGAAAUUUUGGAUUUUUAUCAGAGCUUAUUAGUGUUGAUCCUAGCUUGAUAUGGGAUAUCGAUAGCAAAAAUCGAACUAUAUUACACAUAGCUGUUUUGCAUCGGCAUGCUAGUAUCUUCAAUCUCGUACAUCAAAUAGGGAAUAUACAAGAUAUCUUGGUGACAUAUGAAGAUGAUGAAAAAAACACUAUAUUGCACAUGGUUGCAAAUUUAGCACCACGGAGUCAACUUGAUUUGGUUUCUGGAGCAGCUUUUCAAAUGUCUGUUGAGUUAUUAUGGUUUGAGAAAGUAAAGAAGAUAAUGAUGCCAGCACAAAUAAAGAUGAGAAACUCAAAGGGCUUGACUGCACAAGAACUAUUCUCAAAUGAGCACGAAAAACUAAGGGAAAAUGCAGAAUCAUGGAUGAAAAAAACUGCCGAGUCUUGUAUGCUAAUUUCAACCGUCAUAGCUACAGGAGUGUUUGCUGCUGCAGCUAGCUUACCCGGAGGUACCAACGAUGACACCGGAAAACCAAACUACUUGAACAAAACAUCAUUCCUGGUGUUUGCAAUAUCAGAUGCACUUGCCUUCAUCUCAUCUUCAACCGCAAUAUUGAUUUUCUUCGCUAUACUUGUCUCGCGUUAUGGAGAGUAUGACUUUUAUAAAUCACUACCUUUAAAGCUAAUAUUUGGAUUGAUCACACUAUUCAUCUCCAUAACAAGCAUGAUGGUAGCAUUUAGUAGUUCCUUCUUCAUAAUAUACUAUCAUGGUUCGAAGUGGGUUCCUAUUUGCAUUUCAAUACUUUGCUUCCUCCCAAUACUUUUGUACAUAGGUUUGCAAUUUUCAUUAUUUUCAGAUAUCAUUUCCUCCUCAGCCUUCUACUGGAGGACUCUAUCUAAGCCUGGUAAAAAUAUGAUUUAUGUAGUAGAGGAAGAGUAGAGAAUUGUUAUUGUAAUAUAUAUAUAGAAUCAUAUUCUAGAAGGUAUUGAUGUUAAUUAGAUAAUAUUAUGGAAUAAUAUAGCUUUUAUUUAUAA